CUCUUCUGUAACUCUCUUUUAUCCCUCCUCUUUUCUUUACCAAACGUUUCAUACACGAUAUCUUGCACAACUGGACAAACACAUUAUUUAGAAACGUAUGGCCAACAUACAGGCAGGGAAUCCCCUGGUUCUUUUAAAACUGAUAAAAAAAUACUAAAAUUCAAAUGCUAAUGUUUUGUUUAUACAAUUGCAUUCAUAAAAGUUCUAAACAAUCCGCAUUUGCCCAGAUGUGUGUCUGAGAGUGAGACAGAAAGCGGUAAAAGCCGAUCCUCAUCUCCAUCCACUCUCCUGUAGGAGGGGUUAAUCCAUCUAUCCAUCCAUUUAUCCAGCAGGGUGAUUCUUGAUGGAUGCCCAAAUGCAGCACAGCUUAGCCCAACACUCAUCUCUGGCCGGCUGAAUCAUCCUCUCCUCUCUGAAGCUACGCACACAACAGAUGGACCACUCUCAUCACCUUUCAGCACUGCAACUAUGAAACAAAAGAAGCGAAGGCUGGAGAUACCAGGUGGACUAUGAAGAAAUGUGGCUGUUCCUUCCUCUAUCUGUCAGCUAUUUUUACCGUCACAUCUACCGAGCACUGCUGGCUUAAAAACUCGUUGAAGAAGGGAUGUGUGAAACCUUGUAGUGGUGUGUGUAGGAUUUUACUUCACAUACAUGAAGAUGUUUCCACUGAGUAGUAGCAAGAGUGUUUCAGAUUAUGCAGCAGGGUCCUCCAAGACACCCAUGAAGUGAGCCAAAAUCUUCACCCACAUGUCAUUUUUACUUUCCUAAAAGUAUUUCAAAAAGAUCACAGGUUCUCAGAUAGUUGCUGACAUCUUCUUUGUUCCUUUUCUUCUCAUAGACUGAGUCAGAAUGAAUUUCUGGCUUCUUCUUUUACUCACACCCCUCCUAAGAUCACAGGUGACUUCAAAUUUCCCAACAGUGUUAUCCAGGGAGACGGCCAACAGCACAGAUUUUUUAACAAACACUACAAGAAGUUCUGAAACAUUCCCUACAGAGCUUUUUAAGUUUGGUGAGAUACCUUCAGAGAGUCCCACAGAGGCGGAGGAUGACUGGUCACCAGCAGAGACCUUUUUAUACACUGGAGAUCCCUCCACUAUAACUAUGGCUCGUUGCUCACGGGCCUAUAGCACUAAGGGGCAGACCGCAUCUCUGCCAAGAAACUUCAAUGUUCCUCUCCGACCUGCUCUGGAUGCACUGGCUAAUACUGCCAACUUUCUCAAUAUGGUAUUCCAGGCCAGUGACCUUCGGGAGAGUACUGUGGAUGAAGAUAUGGAGUGGUACCAUGCCCUGGUCCGCUCCAUUUUGGAGGCAGACUUGCUUAUUCAGCGGGCGCUGCUUACCUUUGAUGCUGACCCUACUGCCCCAGUGCCACAGCUGGUUCUUUGUGCAACUCGCAACCCUAGUGGCAAACAGCAAGCCAUCCUCCUUCAGGACUUAUCCAAGGCCUGGGACAGCCUCCACCCUCCAGCUCCUGCCCCUGAUGACAGCUGGUUUAGACGACUGAAAUUCCAGGAGUCCAGCCAGCCAACAGCAGCCCUGUCCAAGCGAGUGCUCCUCAAUGACCUCACCACCCUAGAUACGCCCAAAUGGGGACAGGGUGACAGCUAUGUGACCAAUCGUACUGGGGUAAAAUAUGCCAGUGCUCCGUUUCUGGACUGUAAGGAUGGAUAUUUUGAACCUGGGUGGGUGCUCACCCUGUCUACCUCCUUCUAUGGCCUCAAGCCAGACCUGACACCAGAAUUCAGAGGAGUUAUACGUGUGGACGUAAACAUUCAGGACAUCGACUUGGAUCAGUGUGCAACAGAUGACAGCUGGUUUGCUGAUACCCACCAGUGCAAUCGCACCAGCAUGGAGUGUGUUCCAGUUCCGGGCCGGGGUUUUCGGCUGGGUCAGUACUGCUGUCGUUGUAAGGAAGGAUACUACAACCCAGAAAUCCCACCUGAGAAUGCAGAUGGGGACCCCAUGAAUGGCAGCAAAAGCAGUGUUACAUGUUACCCAAACAUGCCCAUCUGUCUCCCAUGCUGGCCAGGCUGUAAGAGCUGUCAGGACAGCACCCCCUGCUGGGUGCAGGAGGAUAGGCUCCUCAGGGCUGGAGUGCUGGCCCUCCAGGGUGUCUUCAUGUUCCUCGUCUUUGCCAGCAUGUUAAUGUGCUAUCAGCAUCGACAAAACCGGAGGAUCCGGGCCUCCAGCCUCCUGCUGCUAGAAACCAUUCUAUUUGGUUCUCUGCUCCUCUACUUCCCAGUCUUCAUUCUGUACUUCAAGCCGAGCACAUUCAGAUGUAUUCUGCUGCGCUGGGUUCGAAUGCUUGGGUUCUCCAUUGUCUAUGGCACAAUUACACUGAAAAUGUACAGGGUGCUGAAGGUGUUUCUGUCACGGACAGCCCAGAGAAGGCCCUACAUGUCCAGCCUCCACCUGCUGAGGAUUCUGGGAGUGAUGCUGAUGACGGUCAGCUGGUUCCUGUGUGCGUGGACCGUGGGUGUGCUCCAGAACCGAGACAGGAACAUUCCGGUUUUUGUUACAGCCACCACGUCAGACGGUCAGGGCUUCAGCCUGUGUUACCUGGACCGCUGGGACUAUAUGAUGGCCGUGGCUGAGCUUCUGUUCCUGUGCUGGAGCAGUUCCCUGUGGACAGCUGUCAGGCCGGUCCCCUCAGCCUUUCAUGAACCUCGCUACAUGGGCAUUGCCAUCCACAACGAGCUCGUGCUCUCCUCCAUGUACCACCUGUUUCGGUUCACCUUUCUGUCUCUCCAUCCUGACUGGAUGUUACUGCUGUCCUUCAUGCACACCCAUGUCACCAUCACAGUUACACUUACACUGCUCCUGGUUCCAAAGUUUUUUUUCGAGACUAAAGCUAGAAGAGAGGAGAUAGCAGCAGAAGUGUAUGAAGAUGAAAUGGAUCUGCGACGUUCUGCCUCAUACCUCAAUAACAGCUUUUGUUCUACUUGGAGCGGGCACAGUAUGGACCCAGAUGAUUUUCAGGAUGAGCUUAAGAAGUUAUAUGCCCAGUUAGAGGUACACAAGGUAAAGAAGAUGACAACAAACAACCCGCAUCUUUCAAAGAAGCGCAGUUCUCGGUGUGCACUGGGAAGAUCGCUUAUUAAACGCAUUACCGAGUUCCCAGAAACUGUAAGUCGGCAGUGCAGCCGUGAAGACAGAGAUGGAUCCUUCCGCAUUAGACGUGGGAGUCACUCUGAUUCGUUUAGGAUGGCACCAGAUACUGUAAGUAUCAGUUACAGAAGUUCAAUAAAAUCCCAUUCAUCAUUCAUAUGCAAGUCCCAAAAUGAUCAUCAUUAUGUGAGGGAAAGAGGCUCCUCGUUCCAUGACUCUACAUUAAGGGCCAAUUCUGUGAAGAGAUCCUCCCAGCGAUCUGAGACAGACUCCCUGGAUAUUCCACCUGCGGUGUGUAAGUCAGUCAGUGCUCAGAAUUUAACAAUUGAUACCAAUCUCCUGCAUCCUGAUCACACAAGGCUUCAUAAAUCUUGGAGUUUAAGCUCCUCUACCACCCAUUCCAUUGAGAACAUACCAAAGAUAUCAGGUGGAAGUGUGAUGCAGUCAAAGCAGAGCCUUUCCAUUAGUAAUCAGACCCGGAGUGCCCUUCAGUCAGAAUCAUUUGACAAAGCUGAGGUCUGUCCCUGGGAGGUGGAGCCAGAACAAUCAGGGGAAAAGAACAAAAAGCAUGUAACAUAUGCAAGCUCAAAGGAUAGUGAAGAAAAAGAGUUACCUUCCCCACAAGCACUUGUUUGUCCCUGGGACCAUUUACCACCUGUUGAAAAGGUUCCUUCAGUAGACAAAGAAUCACAAGCUGACAUUGUUUCCCCCAAAGCACCAGUAACGGUGUCUGCUAGUGCACCAGGUACACCAAGACCCAAAGUGUCAAAGAACCAACGAGUCUUCUCCUUCCGCACCACCACUAAUAAAUGGCUCUCUGUGAAAUCUUUUAUGUCAUCCGUUGAUAGUAGCAAGAUUACUAAGGAUGUAUAUUUAAACAGAGAGGAUUCCCAAAAAAGCCUGGAGAGUACCUCCACAUCACCAAUAUCUAGAACAUCUAGUAGACGUCCAAGCAUGGACAAGAAGUCACUGCAGAAAUUUAGCAUGUCAACAACAGAUGGAAAGCCUUGCCUUGUGAAGCAGAAUGCAGUCAGACUGUCCUCUACGGAUUCCUCUGAUAGAAGCCCACGAAGGAUUGUGAUUGUAAAAUCUGCCAUCUCUCCUGCUGAUGCUGACGAUGGACAAAAAGAAGGCAGCCACGACCAUGUGUUUCUUUCAAGGCAGAGCAGUAAACGUAGUAGCAUAAGUUCUUGGGAGACAAUUAGCAGCUCAAGAACCCCUUCCACUCGUCGAAGAGGUAGCAAUCGAAUCAGACCAGCCUGUAACGUGUCUUACACAGAUGUGUGUCCUUGGGAUGGGGCUAGUUCUGCACAAGGAGAAGGACCAAAGAGGCAACAGAGCAUCAAAGCAAACAUCUGUUCGGAGGAAUCCCAGGUGUUAGAGCGGUCUAAUGUUUGUCCAUGGGAAUCACAAGACCGAGGGAAUUCGGGAGGACAAGAGAGCACUAGGGUCGAAGCAUGUCCUUGGGAAUCGCAGGAAAUUUCUGUCACUUCUAAAACUUCGACAUCCAAAGAGCCACAGACUCAGUCUUUGAAAGUAGAUGUCUGUCCCUGGGAGACUGUAGAAACUCCCCAAAUUUCAAUAAGACAAGACAGCGAAUAUGCAAAUGUUUGUCCCUGGGAUGUUCAGAACAAGGAUGAAGGUCUAUAUGAAAACCCUUCAGGGAACAAAGGAACACUGAUGGUACCUCUUAUGAAAGAAAUCAUGAAACCUGCCAUCUAUCCUGGUUCAUCCACAGAAGUUAUAAAAAUUACCCAAGCACACAACAAAACAACCCCUGCCCUGAAUCCAAGUACACAACUGUCCAAAGCAGCUGAAAGCUGUCCAAGGGAUUUCCCCGAUCCACCUAAGCCAAUGAAAGAUAUUUGCCCAUGGGAAGGGGAGGACAAAGAGCCUACAAACACAGACUCUGCUUUGCAAAUGACAAUGAACACAGAUGUUUGUCCCUGGGAAAAUGGACAUCAAGAAAAACUAGAUAUAUCUGAAAAAACUGCUUCCAUGAAAACUGAAGGGACAGAACAAAUCCCAGUAAACGUUUGUCCAUGGGAGAGAACAGAGUCCUGUGAAAGUAAGGAAGUUGCCAAAAUUGUGUCUCAAGGGCAGCAAAGCCCAUUAAACGUGUUAAAAAAGCAAGACAGCUGUAGGACAAAUGUGUGUCCAUGGGAGACAGAAGAUCCACAAAUGCUCACAAAGGACAGUGCUUUGGCAGAUGUUUGUCCAUGGGAGACAGAAGACACUAAAGUUACCAAAAGGCGCAGCAUUAGAGAAAAUGUUUGCCCAUGGGAGAAUGAAGAAUCUAAUGUUUUAAAAAAGCAAGACAGCACACGGGCAGAUGUUUGUCCAUGGGAGACAGAAGACCCAAAAUUGUUGAAAGAGCAACACAGCUGUCAGGAUGUUUGUCCAUGGGAAACAGUAGAAACUAAAGACAAAGAUGUUUGUCAAUCCGACACCAAGGAAGACAGAGAUGAUGGAAAAGCAGUCUCAAAUGUAGCAGAAAACAUUUAUAACACCAACAGUGAACGAGUUGUCACAGACAACCAGAGGACUCUCAAAGAUGAGACUCAAGAAGACAUGGGCACAGGGCAGAUGGAUGAGUCUAAGGCCAACUUGGCUUUGGGUCGUCGUGAUGCUUUGUGUCCAUGGGACAUCAUCAGGAGCACAUCAGGCUCAUUUACAGACAAUAUUACAGAUGUGUUUACCUGGGAGCCUGAGAACAUUCCAGAGGAAGAUGAGGAAGAUGAUGCAGAGUGUGCGGCCGAAGCUCUUGUUUUUCCAUCUGACUUGUGAUUGAAACCUAAACAAUCUAAACUUUAUAAUUAAAAUGAAUGAACACCAACACUUUUCUGCUAUUGACCAAGUUAGGUGCGAGUUAGUUAACCCUAACAGUGACCUGUAGGUUGGGUUGAACUGAGAGACCUCUCAUAGAAAUCUGAUUUGAUAUGUGCAUAUGAUACAUUUUUGCAAAGUUUCAUGUUUUUUAUGUAUACAUUUUACCUCCCAGCAGGUACACACAUUUUGAAUGGCAAUGAGAGCUUCCCUUUUUACAUGAAAAUGUAUUUUGUGUCUGUAUGUUUUGUAAUGAGAGUAUUAUUUGUGCUUGUAUUAUAUUCCCAUGGCUGAUGUGUGAUCAAGUCUAAAUUCUAGCCUGCAGUUAUGACAAAUCUAAAUGCAGUUUGGAGACUCUACACAUUAUGCAUUUCACAUAUGCAUUUUCAGUGACCGUCUUCUGCUUUGCAAUAAAAUAUUAAAAGAUGCCAAGGUAAUGUUUAAACAAAGCCCUAUGCAUAUAUUUUAAUGUGUCUAUUAGAACCUUGAUCACCCUGUGUUAACCUAACCUAAUUAGUGUAUAAGCUCAUAGCUAAAUCCUUUCUUGGCAUCUGGUGUAGAUUUUAAAGUGAUUAUAAAACCCACCAACAGUAGAAACACAGAGCAUAUGAAAAUAAAAGUUUCUAUUUGUUGUUUUUAGAAAAAUAAAAGGUGACUGUUUGGUAAUGAUGUCCCCACAACAUGAGUAAUGAUGCAUAGUAAAGUGUAUGUCUCAGAGCGUAGAAAAUGGUUUUAUUCAGAGAAUUCAAACAACAAUUUUGUUUUUGUCUCGUCAUUUUCUAAGCACUGCAUCAUACUUGUGUCUUUUUAAACAUACAAAAAUUAUUGCAAGAGUCCAUGAUUUACAAUGACAUGCAGCCUUGACUAUUAUUAAUGUUCCAUUGUAGAGUUCAACAUCUUGUAUUUACAGUGCAGAAAUAAACCACUCCAUUUCUAUA
This is a messenger RNA of Girardinichthys multiradiatus, 6872 nucleotides long. RefSeq names its product G protein-coupled receptor 179 (gene gpr179). The coding region runs from base 850 to 5895 and encodes 1681 amino acids. Lineage: Eukaryota; Metazoa; Chordata; Actinopteri; Cyprinodontiformes; Goodeidae. Gene Ontology annotation, cellular component: membrane. Gene Ontology annotation, biological process: G protein-coupled receptor signaling pathway. The transcript has 12 exons. The record is from RefSeq and is a predicted model, not a curated record. Gene Ontology annotation, molecular function: G protein-coupled receptor activity.